Neolamprologus brichardi is the source of this 3660-nucleotide messenger RNA. RefSeq names its product solute carrier family 25 member 10b (gene slc25a10b). Gene Ontology annotation, biological process: transmembrane transport. Lineage: Eukaryota; Metazoa; Chordata; Actinopteri; Cichliformes; Cichlidae. The record is from RefSeq and is a predicted model, not a curated record.
AUGACUGAAAAACGAAUGUCGCGGUGGUAUUUCGGUGGGCUGGCAUCAUGUGGAGCCGCCUGCUGCACGCAUCCUCUGGAUCUCCUUAAGGUACACUUACAGACGCAGCAGGAGGUAAAGAAGAGGAUGAUUGGAAUGGCUGUUCAUGUGGUGAAGAACGACGGAGUCCUGGCUCUAUACAGUGGUCUAUCUGCUUCACUAUGUAGACAGAUGUCAUAUUCCCUCACCAGAUUUGCCAUCUAUGAAACAGUGAGGGACAUGAUGGGCAGCACGAACCAGGGCCCCAUGCCUUUUUACCAGAAGGUCCUGCUGGGAGCCUUUGGAGGUUUCACUGGUGGGUUUGUUGGGACCCCUGCAGACAUGGUGAAUGUCAGGAUGCAGAAUGACGUGAAACUACCACCAGAACUGAGGAGAAACUACAAACAUGCCAUUGAUGGACUUUUCAGGGUCUUCAGAGAAGAGGGCAUCAGGAAACUCUUUUCAGGAGCCUCCAUGGCCUCCAGCAGAGGAGCAAUGGUUACUGUGGGACAGUUGGCAUGUUAUGACCAAGCCAAGCAGCUGGUGUUAGGAACAGGCAUGAUGGGAGAUAACAUAUUCACACACUUUCUUUCCAGCUUCAUUGCGGGAGGCUGUGCUACAUUCCUGUGUCAGCCUCUAGACGUACUGAAGACGAGGCUGAUGAAUUCAAAAGGAGAGUAUACAGGGGUGAUACAUUGCUUACGAGAAACAGCCAUACUGGGUCCACUGGCAUUUUACAAGGGACUUGUUCCUGCAGGAAUCCGCUUGAUUCCCCACACAGUGCUCACCUUCAUCUUCCUUGAGCAGCUCAAGAAACACUUUGGCAUUCGUAUCAUCUCCUGAUUGCGCUCUGACCAGCCGCUCUUAAGCCACCCUUACUGCCUAUCACUACACCCACAGUCACUCUGCUGUUCAUCAAAGGAAAGAAGGGAAGGAAGGAAGACACACACAGUUUGAUAUGGCUUGUGUAUGCUUUCCCUCUCCUUUAGCUCUACCUCUACAUUACAGCUAGUAGUUAAAUUGUUUUUUUUUUAUUUGGAGCACCAACUUCCAGUAAGGAGCUAAUCCUCUUCUGAUUAUCCAUAAAUACUAAUGAUAUGAUAUUAGUUAGAAAUGAUUUAAUCAAAAAGGUCUGUAAUGUGUUAUUAGAAUGACAGAUGAUAAAAUUAAUCGAUAUCCAUGAUCAUUUUAGCUACAGAUGGGUACGUGAUUGUAAUAAUUGAAUUAAUAAUUGUUGCUUAAAUAAGUCCUUUUCUAACCUUUGAUUGUUAUCAUAUUAUACCAAGACAUGUUUAGGAUUUAUAGAAUUGUAAAAUCUACUUAUGAAGCUUAAAAACAAACCCAGCAUGGCCUUGUCCUCAGUGUGACUCUGAUAGACAGUAACAGUAAAUACCAAAGCCAUUACUGAAGCAUGACUAAACAAGCUGUUACGUAAUUCCAUAAUAACCAUUCCAACCAACGUUAACCACGUGGGCUGUGCUCUUGGUACUGAUUUAUUUGUUAUCUUCCUUGUUGAUUAAUUUAUAUUUUAGAACUGGAAAUCGACUUUUCGCAGGUUAAAGUUACAUUAUCGUUUACCAGAUAUUUUGUAUUUUACUUCGUUCCUCUGUUAGCAUUUCACUCUCAGAUCUAGAGAAGAUAAGGACCAGUAUUGCUAAUGCUGCAUUUUCUAAGUGAGAAGGAAAUUAGUGGAGAAAGUGUGAACCAGAGGAGCAGGCUGUUAAAAUCCUAAUGAAGAUAGAGGCUGUUUUGUGCAGAAGCCCUCGUGGCAAAUUGAGGGUUUUGCACAUUAUCUAAAGUCUUAACUCUCCUGUAUUUGACUAAUUGGAAUUUCUUUUGCCAGAGUAAUCUUUCUUAAUUUGUUAUUUAACAGGGGAAAAAAGUGUUUUGCAGUUCUAAUUUUGGCCACUAGAGGUAUCUCUAUUCCAUGUUAUAAAUAAAACUAAAGGCCCUCAUGUUAAUUUCAGCAUUUAGUAUAAACAUGAGGCACUUACAUUGUGUGUUGGCACAUUUCUAACAUUACUUUUAUGAAUUUCCUUUGGAUAUAAAUGUAUCAUAGCUCGUUAGGGGUGUGUUGGGUUUAACUUGAAGUAAAAUGGGUCUAAAUCACCACCUUUUAUUAUCUGAGACAGUCAUCAGUGUUACUGUUUUUUGCACUCAUUCUCAAAUAAGAGUUUAUAUUUCAUUCAAAACACAGGGACAACCUCUUGACCAAAAAUCGUACUGUACAAACACAUUGUGAAUUUGGGGCAGAUUAAAAAAAACAACAACCCAAAAAACCCAAAACAGUUUUACCUUCUAACACAGUCUGUUUUCUUUCAUCUCUUCUCCCAUAUGAAUAAUAUUAAAUAUAGAAUUUUUUUUCUUUUUCCUGCCUGUUCUUAAGUCAUAAAUCAAUGCAUUCUCAUUCACAGGUGUCAGAUAAAACACUACUGCUAGUGCUGCAGAGAUACCCAUAAAGUGUCCUUUUGGCAUCUGUCCCUUGAUGCACUGGCUGAGACAAUAUUAGGUGCUGAGACAUAAUGGGUCCUCUUUUAAAGGGCGACAAAAUACGCUUUCUGAUGUUAGAGGGGAUGUGAAAGAAGUCAUGAGUUUGUCACCCAGGAGACUGCAGUUUGUGUCACAUUUCAGAGCUUGGUGUCUUCCACUUCCUUCUUCACAUUUCAAAAGAAAAUACAUUUCUAAGCUUUUGCUUAUUUUCUAAAUGCUAUCACCCACUGGUUACAUCUAACCUUAAAAAACUACUUGCUUUGGAAUGAUCACACUUUUUACAAGAUGCCCCAUCACAUCAUUAACACUCUACAUUCAAGAAUGAAACUUACCAAGUUCAUUCAGAUGUGAAAGGAGUAGUUUGUUCAUCCUUAUGUGACAAGCUGGGAACGACAGCCACCAACUAAUGCCAUAAUCAGUGUGUCAGUACAUCAAUGCCAACGGACACUUUGUGCGUAUUGUGUAAAAUGACUGCAUUUGAAGCCUUGGUAAUGAGAAUGAGUUGCUUUAACACAGGAGUGACAAAAAAGAAAUAGACCACCCUUUUUAAAAAACCACUAGAUUUUUUUCUUUAUUUCUGUCUGACUGGCUUCUCAGAGCUUCUGUAGUAAAUUUUUCAAUAACCACUUGAUAUCUUACAAUUCUUUUUAAAUCUAUAAAGAUGCCUGUGAAGAACUGCUGUAGCAUUCUAUAAUCCUAGUGUUUGGUCUAAUUAGAUGCAUGUCAGAGUUUGUCUCAGGAUGCUUCUCUGUUUUAUGAGAUGACCCUUGAAAUCUUUAUGAUUGACCUGCUGCUUAGAAACACAUGCUGUAUGUUAAAGCAUGUUCUAAAAGUAAAGUUCCGGUUAGCAACGUUAAUGUCUUAUCGCAGUUACUGUUCUGUGACAACUUUGACUUCGGUUCAGAGAAAUGAUGCAUCUGAAGUGCUGUGCCUGCUCUGUUAACAGAACUUGUAAAGUCAUGUUGCCUUAAAGUUUCUGUCCUGCAGAGGGCAGCAUAGAAACGUGUGAAGCGUCAUCCAAGUGUGCAUCCGAGUAACCCUGCAUCUUCAUCCUAGGAUGAACUGUGAAAAAAUGAAACUGGAAGAACAGUGUGAUGAGUUCUGAUUUAGAUUUUAACAAAUGUUUUUUGGAAUUAAAGUACUAAUUUAAAA